Molecule: messenger RNA, 1998 nt
Organism: Urocitellus parryii (Arctic ground squirrel)
Lineage: Eukaryota; Metazoa; Chordata; Mammalia; Rodentia; Sciuridae
Gene: Plpp6
Product: phospholipid phosphatase 6
Molecular function (GO): sphingosine-1-phosphate phosphatase activity
Source: RefSeq, a predicted model, not a curated record
CUCCCCUGUUCUCUCCUAUUUCAGAUUGGAAAUUCCAAUUCCCUCCCACGUCUCCGCCAGGUGUCACAAUCACGCUCUCGCAGGCUCCUCUCCCCGCCCCUUCAGGAUGGCUGUGCGGAAGCGGAAGAGGCUGCAGGGCCGGGAGGCCUCUCUCUAGUCCCGCCGGGUCCCGGGGUCCGGGCCGCCCGCCGCGAUGGCGAGCCCCCGGAGGAGCGUCGAGGGACGGCCGCUGGGCGCCUCAGUCUCGAGCAACACCAGCAACCCCGGCAGCCCAGCCCAUGGCGGCGGCAGCAGCAGCAGGUUCGAGUUCCAGUCCCUGCUCAGCAGCCGAGCCGCGGGCGUCGACCCCACCAGCGCCCGGCUGCGCGCGUCCGAGAGCCCGGUGCACCGGCGCGGCUCCUUUCCAGUGGCCGCCGCUGGAUCUUCGCAGGCGUCCCCUCCUUCACUGCCCGAGGAGGACCGCAUUGACCUGAACCCGUCCUUCCUGGGCAUCGCCUUGCGCUCCCUGCUGGCCAUCGACCUGUGGUUGUCCAAGAAGCUGGGGGUGUGUGCAGGGGAGAGCUCGUCUUGGGGUAGCGUGAGGCCCCUUAUGAAGCUGCUGGAGAUCUCGGGACACGGCAUCACCUGGCUGCUGGGCACCCUGUACUGCCUAUGCAGGAGCGACAGCUGGGCUGGACGCGAGGUGCUGAUGAACCUACUCUUCGCCCUGCUGUUGGACCUCCUGGUGGUGGCCCUGAUCAAAGGGCUGGUCCGCAGGCCACGACCGGCCCACAAUCAGAUGGACAUGUUUGUCACUCUCUCGGUGGACAAGUACUCCUUCCCCUCGGGCCAUGCCACAAGGGCCUCCCUGGUGUCCCGGUUCAUCCUGAAGCACCUGGUACUGGCCAUUCCACUGAGGGUGCUGGUGGUACUGUGGGCCUUCAUCUUGGGUCUUUCCAGGGUCAUGCUGGGGAGGCACAAUGUCACCGAUGUGGCUUUUGGCUUUUUUCUGGGCUAUAUGCAGUACAGCAUCGUGGACUACUGCUGGCUUUCACCCCACAAUGCUCCGGUCCUCUUUAUACUGUGGAAUCAACAGUGACACCAUCUCAUUGAUUAUGGCAACAGGAGAGCUGAAAGUUUCCACAAUUUGAUGAUGCCAGCCUAAAUCAGCCACCAUCCCACUUGCCCCUCUUAGACAUUUCAGGCUUCCUUAGGAGUUCAGAUAUCCCACCAUCUUGAUGUGUUGCUAGGCCAGAGCACGUGCUAGCCCUUGGAAGACAGCCAUAAAAAGGGAAGCAAAAAGAAAAAAAAAUCUAUUGUAUAUUUAUUCAACUGUUUAUAUCUCCAGGACAAUAGCAAAGAAACCAAGCUGGGGUGGUUAUACUGUUGCUGGUUUUGACAGUAGGAUUUGUGUUGUAUAGUAAUCCUGUAAGUUAACAUCACUUGUAAAUUGAAUUUUUGAGAAACACCAUCUUCAUUCCAUAAAUAUAYGAGCAGAUAUUUCAUGUACUAAUCCUAGCCCUUUUUCUGAGUUAGACUUUAAGCAGUACUAAAAGUCUUUUAAGACACAAGUUUUUCUAGUUUAUUCCUUGAAGAUUUGUUGCUACCAUCAGGGAGAUUUCUUCAUAAUCCUGAUUUUCUUGGUAAGCCUUUUUACUUUAUUAUCUCUUCCAUCUUUGUGGAAUAGGCAGUGAGAAAGAUUAUAGUACUUUCUCUCCUUUCCCUACACCCUUUCAAAAGGUCUUUAAAUAUUAUUUUCCAGUAUUCUCUAAUACUGUUUUUUACCACUCAGAGAACAAACCAAGAACUACUUGAAGAAACACUUAAAAGGUGGGCAUGUCUAAGGUGCCCACAGAAAAGUAAGUAUGAGACUCUGGUUUCAUGUCUAAUUCUAUUGACAACCAAUAGCAUGGCACAACAGAGGACAGAGAAGCUAAGCUGCUGGGGAAAGUCAAAAGAACUGAGAAUUUAGGUUAUUAUGUCAAUGACCAGCAUGGCAGGAGAUGAGACUCUGCUGCC